AGACUAUAAUCCAGACCUUUUUUAUCCUAAAAUAAAACCUUUUUUUACCGUGCAUAUGAUGUUCAUCAAGAACGUCUUGUUGUGACCUGUAAUCUGCGUCCAGUCUAAUUGGAGGCUGUCACAUGACGCCUCUGGGAGGAAGAUGUGGCAGUUCCGGGAAACACGAUUGGUUGCUGCAUGGAGAGAGAGGGGGAGCGAGAGAGAGAGAGAGAGCGCACCCACACAAACACAAAAUGAAAUAAACAUCGUCACCCUUCUCCCUCAGGGGUUCCGGGCAAAAACAAUGAACGAGGACAACAAACUAAAAUAAGACAAAAGAAAUCAAAACUGAGCAGCAGCCUUUCAGCUCGCUGUUCAUAGCUGGGCUGCUGUUCAGCGGACCAGCUCCUCCAACUUCUCAGCUGCAGGUUUUUACUUUCUUGGUCUUGCUGUGCUCGGACAAAACAAACAAAAUGAAAUGAAACGAAACUCAAAACUCGCUCUCUCGGUGUGUGCUCCCGGUCUCGGCCCCGAACUGUGGAGGGUAGCACACCUUUCAGCACCUGGGCUGAUUGGCUAACGCAGCCCAGGUGCGCGUGCUCUCUCCACCAGCCGGCCCAGCCGAGACCGGUCCGCCUCUCCGGCCAACCGAACGCCACGGAGGCACGUCCGAAACGAUAAAGGUACCCGUCUCUCCUGGUCUCCAGGGAAACAAGCUGAAGGAGACGCUGCUGCCGUCGCUGAACCUCCUGACGGAGAGCGCCCGGAUCCACAGGGAGACGCGCAAGUUCCUCAGGACGAAGGUCCUGCCCCCGCUGCGUGAUGUGAAGAACAGGCCGGAGGUUGGGAACGCCCUGCGGAACAAGCUGGUGCGUCUGAUGACCCACAUCGACACCGACGUCAAGCACUGCGCCGCAGAGUUCCUGUUUGUGCUGUGCAAGGAGAGUGUGUCGCGCUUCAUCAAGUACACGGGCUACGGGAACGCGGCGGGGCUCCUGGCGGCUCGCGGGCUCAUGAGAGGAGGUCGCGACCCCGGCCUGUACUCCGAGGACGACGACAGCGACACGGAGGAGUACAGGGAGGCCAAACACCAAGGGACUCGUCUGUCCUUCUGUCCGUCUGUCCCGCUCAGCAUCAACCCUGUGACGGGCCGCGUGGAGGACGAGCAGCCCAACCCCAUGGAGGGCAUGACCGAGGAGCAGAAGGAGUACGAGGCCAUGAAGCUGGUCAACAUGUUCGACAAGCUCUCCAGGGAUCAUGUGAUCCAGCCGAUGAAGCUGGGGGCUGAUGGGAAAAUGACCUCGCUGGAGCCGGGCGACUUUGAGCGGCUGGUGCAGCAGGAGCAGAACAGAGAGCCCGACAGCGAGGAGGAGAUCCAGUGAGGUGCAUGCUGGGAGUGGCGUCCGACGCGGCGCUGGGACGCAUCGACCGGAGGGCGUGACGGAAGAACGGAGAGAGAGAGAGAGAGAGAGACCACCGCAAAAAAAAAAAAAAAAAUACCGUCCGCAUCGGCUACGCUGACUGGACUGAACCGGACUGAACCGGACUGAACCGGACUCUGGGUCUGUGUAAAUCAGCCGGACACUCGUGAACAGACUUCACUCAAACUCAAGACUUAACGCACCGGAAGAAAACCCAGAUUACUCUGUUUUGUGCCGACAUCCCCGCGUCUCCCCGUGAACGUACCGUAAAUCUCGGCGUCACCACCAAAAGCCGGACGCCCAGAGAAAUGCCGCUUUUGUGCAUUUUUACCGUGCAAAUGUCAUCCUCAUAUUGUGUUCUGUGACAGGUGGAGACUGUGUUUCGAAUCCCAUAGUACCAACCCCUCUCCCCUGUUCACCGGUCUCUGAGAUGCAGUAGCGCUUUUACUCCGCACACGCACCCCGACGUAGUUUCACGGUCCUCCGUUAAAGCAGUGAAAGCUUGAGCUAGCUUCUCCUUUCCUCUCCUGAGUCCGGCCUAUCCCUGGGCUCUGGUCUGUGGUCUGUCAGUCACGGGCUUCUGCUUCUGCAUGCUCAAGAACACCCAGAAUUUCAGUUUCACACAGCUAGAUUUUGUACUUUUUUGAUGAAGUUCAACACUUAUUGGCAAGUAUCCCCCCCUCAUUUUAUCUGGCUUAUUGAACUGUAUAACCCAUAUGUUACUUCUUGAUUUUAUUUUGUUUAAAGUAAAUUCAGUGUAUUAUAGUUACCUUUGAUAUACACAGAACACAGUGUGCUGUUUUGGUUGGACUGUCGUGGAGCAGACAGAAUCAAUGGUUGUAACCCCCCCCCGCCCCCCCACUGUACGAGAUCUCGGGGCGAAUCCCCUUCUGAGCUGAUGACUCUGCUCUCAGACUUGACCCCGCCCGUCAGGAGUAUGACAGACAGCUCCCACAGUGAGCAGAGACCGCGCUGUGCUAUUUAUACCCACAGACACUGCAUCACAUAGCAAGGAGAGCAAGGAUUUAAAAAAAAAAAACAA
Anguilla rostrata (American eel) is the source of this 2442-nucleotide messenger RNA. Its product is annotated as synembryn-A-like. Gene Ontology annotation, cellular component: cytoplasm; plasma membrane. Gene Ontology annotation, biological process: G protein-coupled receptor signaling pathway. The coding region runs from base 858 to 1361 and encodes 167 amino acids. The record is from RefSeq and is a predicted model, not a curated record. NCBI's taxonomy places the organism in Eukaryota, Metazoa, Chordata, Actinopteri, Anguilliformes, Anguillidae. The transcript is spliced from 5 exons. Gene Ontology annotation, molecular function: G-protein alpha-subunit binding; guanyl-nucleotide exchange factor activity.